Messenger RNA from Ramularia collo-cygni, 1023 nucleotides. RefSeq names its product related to tRNA splicing endonuclease. The transcript has a single exon. Bases 1 to 1023 code for a protein of 340 amino acids. Gene Ontology annotation, molecular function: nucleic acid binding; tRNA-intron lyase activity. The record is from RefSeq and is a predicted model, not a curated record. Lineage: Eukaryota; Fungi; Ascomycota; Dothideomycetes; Mycosphaerellales; Mycosphaerellaceae. Gene Ontology annotation, cellular component: tRNA-intron endonuclease complex. Gene Ontology annotation, biological process: tRNA splicing, via endonucleolytic cleavage and ligation; tRNA-type intron splice site recognition and cleavage.
AUGGCAGACUCCAGCCUGUCCGCGGCCGUCCAUGAACCGAUUCCCAUUUUCAAAGUCGCUCACCACUACAUGCUGUACGAUGUUAAUGUUGUAACGCAUCUCCGCAAAGAGCACAACAUUUCCGGCGUUCUGAUGGGCACUCUGCCGCAGGCGUCACAGCAAAACGUGUUUCUUGGACUUCCGCUAGAGCUCAUGCCAGAGGAAGCGCGGUUACUAGUGGAGAAGAACGUCGCCUACAUUGUAGACGACGUUGCGGAGCAUAAACGUACUUUUCUUGGCAAUGGCCUGGGCACGGAGGAGAGAAAGGCCUAUCAAGCUGCGCUCAGAAAGCAGGGCGUUGGUGCAGCUCAGGAACAUGCAAAGAAGGCGGACGAGAGGAAGAAAAUUGGCUUGCAGAAAGCAGGCAAAAGUGGGGAUUGGAACGACAUACCAGAAGACAUGUUUGAGCCUUCACGAGGUCGUAAAGGGAAGCCUUCUACGCGCCGACCAGACCCAGCGCAAAUCGUCAAAGCGCCCCUUCCUUCGGGCAGUGGUAAUGACGAUGAGUCGCUUUUCGGUCCGCCUGCCAACGGUCCCCCAAUAAGGACUGCAAUCUCACGCACUUCCUCUCGGGGAAGUCCAGCUGGACCCGAGCCUUACGGUGUCACGCCUACAACUUCUCAACCGCCCAUGCAAGUGCAGAAACCUGCGAGCGGGUCGAAUAUAGAACUUCCUGUCGUCCCGAAUUCGUACCCAGUAUACAAGCACCUGCAUGAAAUUGGAUAUUUCAUGGCUCCUGGUCUCAGAUUUGGCUGCCAGUACAUGGCAUAUCCAGGAGACCCACUCCGCUUCCACUCACACUUUCUAUGCAACGGUAUGGAUUGGGAAGAAGAGUUUGAUCUCCUGGACUUGGUUGGCGGCGGGCGUCUUGGGACAGGAGUCAAGAAAGGCUUCAUGGUGGGUGGCGAGGAGCCAGUGGUUGGGCAAAGUGAGGGCAAAGAAGGCAAUGUGCGGGUCUUCUGCGUGGAAUGGGGUGGCAUGUAG